GAUGACAAUCAUAUGUACCCUCGGUUCUACUGUAUGAACAGGUAGAUAUGAAAUGACAGUCAAAUAGUAUCCGCCCGCUGUUGCGUAAGAGCCGUGUCAGGAGACCGGUUGGUAGGUAAAGCAGUCGUGUUUAUCCGCUUGUGAGGAAAAACAGUGAGAGGGAGGGAGCGAUGUGGAGAGAGAUUAAGAGGACGGAGGGGGCGUAUAUCCCUUCAGUUGCUCGUGGUUAGAGGAAGAGGCAUCGAUAGUAGAAGAUAGCUGGACAUAGAGGAAGCUCUGGUGGUUAUAUUCUUCGGAUAAAACGAGGAAGACUACAUUUUUCUGCCAUUAUCACAGAAUGCCCUAGUCCCCCCACCCCCUUUUCCCCCAGCCUGCCGCAACAGACGCCAUCUGAAAGGAUCCGGACAGAGCUGCAGUGGAAGAAUGGUGUGACAUAUAAGCCCCAGUUCCCUGAAGGUCCACUUUGCUUCCUUGCUGAAUAUGGCUCUCAAGCUGCUCCUGUUCCAUACUUUGAACCUAUUCUUCUUCCAUUUAUCCGGUGCACAGACCAUCAUUGGUUCCUCCUCUUCCUUCACCACCCUGAACUUGCCUAGCAACCCACCUUCACCUACCAAGCAGACAAUUAGAUUCUGGCCUUCUUUGCCUCCCAGAGGACGCACCGAUCUUCCCAUCAGAGUAACAAUCCGGGAAAGGUUUACAGCUUUGAAUGCAGUGGAGCAGGGGCAUCGGAUGAUUCAUCCAACGACACAGCUCAACCCAUCUUUAAUUUUUACGCAAUCGCCACAGAAUUUUACCAGGGGGCAAAUUGCAACCCAACCAACUGUCUCAGGACCCAGGACUGACACAGCUAGUUUAACAUUCAUCAAGGCUUUAAAAAGGGAAGAAGCUGCCACAACUCCACUUUUUCCCUCUUUGGCAUCCCAUUUAAGUCUUGCAGAAGAGAGAUCAAUUGAAGGCUCAGAGGAUGUUGAAUCCCAAGGGUUGGGAUCAGGCAGAGCUCUGGCAGAGGAGAAAUCAACUGGUCAUCAGCCAACAGUUGCUGAGGAGAUGGCUCAGUAUCGACCACAGGCGCAGACCAUGACCUCCAAAGUUACGGACGAAGAAACAUCAUUGGAUUAUCAGAAUGAUGAGACUCACCUGUUUUGGUUGACAACAAUCAGUGCAACAUCUACAAUAACACAACCAACGCCUAAGGCUGCGGAAUUAACAGGUACACGUGGAGCAAAUCACCCUUCCAGUGACAGACUUCAGCCAACGCAGGGCUCCUCUGCUGUGACAUCUCCCAAACCCACGUCAAGCUCCGCUGAUAAACAGCCACAGACUGCAGGACAACCUGUCACAAACAGAAGCCCAGCUGGUCCGAAUCCAAACAGUUCAACAGAACAAGAAACCCACACAUCUACAACUGGUCUUAGGACAGUUACAACUCAAAGUGUCAAAACAGCAGAAAUAGAAAGAAAUACAUCGAGAACUACUGUGCCACCGAGAGGGGACUCUUCACGUCUUACAACCAGUGUUGUUCCUGUGAUCCGACCCAGAUUUGGCCCCACGUAUCAGGAGGAGAGGAACCGCUCUAUUCUGUUGGGAUAUCCACAGCAAGCUCCACACUCUACUUUUAAUCCAGCCCCAUCUCCAAGUGCCAUUCCCUCUACGAAUGGCACACUUCUUUAUUGGGGUGAUUUGAGUCGCAAGUUGGCUUUUGCCUGGGAACUGCAUGUCUACGGCACAGCAAGCCUCUUCCUGCUCCUGUUUGCUGGAGCUGCCCUUGGCCUGACUCUGUCCCCCGGAGCGAACUGUCCUCAUCGCGGGGCUCUUGGACUUGCCAACGCUCUGUUGUUUCUAGCUGGAGGCCUCAGGGCAGUUCUGUUUUUCAUCGACCCUUAUGGGACACGAGGCAUCUUCCCUCGCACAGCAGUUACGGCCCUCUACAACCUGCCUCUUCAUCUCUUGGUGUGGGCCCAGGCGUCAGUAGUACUUCUUGCACUGAGGGUGGCAGGAGUCAGUGUGUUACCUCCAACCUUAGAGCACCCCCCUCUGGUGGCUGUGCUUACUGUGUUGCAGUGUACACUACUGUUAGCUGCUGAUCUGUUGUCUCCAGCUCUGUCUCCUGUAGUACCAGUAACCCUCCAGGUCCUGUCCUUAUGUUGGGGCCUGGGUAUCUGUUUGGGCUAUCUUUGCUAUGUAUUUCCACGUAUACGCUGCCCUGCUCUUCCCCAUCACAGUGUUCCUGUUGAGGCCAGGAGGAAGACUUGGACGGGGAGCCAAAAAACAGCAGUGAUUCUGGGAAGAGUGCUGGCAGUCUGUGCAGUUCUUGGAGCAUUAUGCUGCGGCUUGCAUGUCCACGCUAUCUUGUGGCUCUAUGGACUCUUAGGAGACUGGACGCGUUUUAACUGGGGAUGGUGGUUGAUGCAUUUCUGGGCUCGGCUGCUGGAACUAACCUGGGGUUUUUUCCUACUACUAAUGGGAUCCUGGGUGUUCUGGAGGCCUGUCACAUGCCGGGCAAGGGAGGAAGGAAGGCAAGAUGGCAGCACAGUGGAUCUCCCAACUCCUGGUCAGUCUGUUGGUUCCCCUCAAAGACAUACAUGCUGGUCUAAGAUAGUCCAAAGUCUGAGAGGUAAACCCUGCAGGAAGUCUGAAAGUAAUGGUGUGGGAGGCGGAACAGGGGGAGCAGGAGGACCAGGAGAGGUGCCGAACAACUGGGCUGGACAAGAGCGACCUGGAGCUGAUAUCAGCAAGAGUCUUAUUAGGAACCAGAGCCAUGAGCAGAAUAUGGCCCAGCCACGCUUGGUCAAAGACAGUAACUAUGGACGUAACCACGGGGGCCACCCUGAGGACCGAGGCAUAUCUGAGGAUUCCACUAGCUCCCUGCUGAGACUGCAGACUCUGGGUCAACCUCCUCAUCGCUCAGUGAGUGGCAGCCUGGAUCAGGACAGAGAUACAUCUCUGUCUUUCUAUGAAUUUGACCUGCGGCCACCCUCCCCUAUUGACCUGACUCGCAGCAUUGAUGAGGCUCUGCACAGAGAACAUUUGGUCACAGGAGGGAGUCUGUUUCAUCCAGUAAUCCAGACUCCUUCUCCGGGCUCUGGGAUCAGCCAGGAGCAUUGGCUUCGCAGGAACAGUGAUCCUCAGCUGCUUUCUGAGAGCAGCGAAGCCCCAACAGAGUCCUCCAUGCCUCUGGGGGGUAGCGUUCUCAGCAGCGUACCCAGCAGGCAGGUGACUGCUCCACCCACUCCAUCCCACCAGGGUCACAGGUGGGCUGGGAAUGGUAUGGUCAACGUUCCCUCAUCAGUUUCUUGCCCAGUGUCGCUUCGCCCCUCCAGAACAUCUACAGGGAAUUUGGAUGAGGAUGGCGUGGAUGACACUCGGCCGUUUAUCACCCCAGAUUCUGAAAGGGCUCGAGCAAGAGCUGGGAGACCCGUUGGUUCACGCAGUUACCUGGAAGUGAGUCGACAUGAUGAUUCUGCCAGUGUCAGCAGUGAAAUUAUAGACCUUUGAACCACACAAUGGACCAUAAAGACCAGUUACUGCACUUCAGAUAUUCACACAUUUGUUUCAGAUUAACGCAGGGGAGAUCUGAUCAGACGUCCUGAAGUUGGCUUAGAAAUAGGAACCAAUGUAAAAGAAACUUUAGGUGAUUUGUAUUAAGCUCAUCACCUUUAUCUUUAAAGUCCUUUUGUUUCAAGAAUUUACCAGGUGAAUGGAUUUUACUGUAACUGGGAGAUACAACAUUUUUAACACACCACCGACACAGCUUUUUCCAUUUUUUUCACUCACAUAAUUUUAUCAUAUGCUGUGUUUCCACUGUAAGAACCUUUUCCAGGAACCAGGACAGUUUGUUUUUUACCCCCAUCAUUUCCACUGCAAGAGCCAGAGCAUUAUCAGCAGCGUACAAAAGUAGAAAGAAAUCUUCUGGUAAAUAAAAAAAAAAAUAAGAUAAAUAAUAACUCAGUGAGUAUCUCAGUGUUUUGUAGUGCUUAUAUUGAAAUACAAUAAUGGAAUCACCCAAUCUUAAUGGAAAGAUAAAUUAGAUGACUUCUACUAAAUGCUGAAUGCAUUUGUUCAUCUGUAAAGACAAAGCUGGUUUGAGACAAACACUUGAAUCUGUGAUGUGUGUUUUACAAAUUAAUUUUAAGUUACAUAGAAAUCAGGCAUGCUAUUGCUGUUAAGCAUGUGUCAUUCUUACUCCUUCAAUGAUUUAGGUUUUUGAAAAUAUGGACUACAAUCUUUAAUUUUAAAUUAUUUUUCUUUGUCUUUUGUUAGUGUAGCCACUGUGAAAUAACGACAUAGAACCCCGGGCUGUAUACCAGCGUUCUAGCUGACUCUGAAGCUGGAACUCGGAGCAGGAAAUCAUAGCUUUCUAGUUGCAAGUUGGACAACAAAAGUUAAGUAUUUAUUUUGGUGCCAUCUACCACUAUCAAAGCAAGCUGAUAAUAUAUUUCUAUUUUAUGCACUCAAACACAAUACUAACAUUUUAAAAAGUAGAUAAGUUAAAGCACUUACUGUUCCACUGGUUUAAUAAAAUCUAUACAUCCAGAAGUGCUUAGUUCAAAGUUUAUACCAGUAACUUUCUCUACAAUGUGGAUGCACACAGCAGGUUUGCUCUUUGCCUUACAACUUGCAGUGUUGGAAUUCCGACUUUAGGAGACAUUCUUGUUAUUCUGUCUCACCUUGAAAUUCCAAUUUCCAAAUACAGCUUGGUUUCCUCUCGUGGUCGGAUCCAAAUAUGGGUAAAAUUUGAGUAGGCAAAACUUGUUUAGUUUGACACCGUUGCACUUUUUGACAAAGUUUAGAGCAGCUUUCAUGAGUUAUAAAUUGUAGUGGCUGUGACAACAUGUAUUGCAGAAAAUUCCAGCUUUUUGUUUGUGACCUAAGUCUCUCUCCCAAAUACUGGAUGAAAAAGAUUUCAAUCAGUGUUAUUUCAUUGAUCCUGUCAUUAUAAUAAAUAACAUGGUUUCACACGCUGCGGUAGAAACACACGCAACACACAUACUGAGUAAAACAGGAGGGUCUGUCAAAAUAGGAUCUGGGUUACAAAGUGGGAACACACUUGCACAUAAUUCUGAGUUUAAUUUUUGUGGGACCAGACGUAUAUUAGACGAGGAAACAUUUUAGCAGCUAUGCGAUGUGCUCAAGAUUAGUGAUGAAGGUGGUAAUUCUCCUUUUAUUGUAUGAAAUUAAUAAAAUGAUUUAAAAUGAUCACCUUCCUGUAAUGUGACUAAGUGUUAAAGGUCCCAUUUGUUUCCAUGAAAGAAUUCCUAAGCAUAUCAUUGGUUGUAAAUUUGUUUUAGAGGGUUUUUUUCUAUGUGCUUUUGUUAUGUAAAGAUGUGCCAUACAUAAUCAUUACUGGUUGCUGUGCUGUUCUCUCUCUAGGGUCUUAGCAUUUGUAUCAUGGUGACUCAGCAGCAGAUUAUGUGUAAGCUCUUAUUUUGCUGUCACUGUUGUACUUGUUUGUUUUGUCUUAUAAGUUAAAGCUGGUUACAUAAAGAUACAGGCAGUCAACAACAACCAGAGAAGCCUCCCAUGCUGCUGAGGAUAGUAGCUGUUUAAGAUACCAUAUUGAAUUCCCAUGAGUUUGAUGCAUUUUAUUAUUUUAGGUCGCUGCAGAACAAUGCUUGUGGGAUAACACCCAUUAAUUACCAAUGCCUUUUAGUGCAUUUUUGCAGAAUCUGAAUCAGAUUUUUAAACAGAUCAGUAUUGAAUUAAUUAUAUGCUGCACAGCUUUGCAGGGCUGCAACACACAGGACUGGCUUGGCUUGAACUUCAAAACACUUAUUAUACCUGAGUCAGUGACAAAGCACUUACCUGUUUAGACUGAAGUAUUUUACUACUAUCUUUUAGAGAUAACAUGUACAAGUCACAAUGUAAAUACUGCCCUUUCUAGUGUCCAUGAAUAAAGUUGUGUUUGAAACAUAGUUGUUACUGUGAAGGACAAUCUUAAGUGGUAUUUCUAAAAGCUCAGGUUGGAGUUGAUCAGAUUUUUGGUUGUUAAAUUUAGUUCGUAGGUAUCGGCAAAAUAAAUUUUAGUCAAAUAAAUUUGCCUUAAAAAUAAUACUUUUUCAAGUUUAGAAAAAAUUCUGGAUAGAUAGAAAGUAUUUAUGUUUCAUAAUUGUCAAUUCUGAGCCUGUUUUAACCCCCAAACUGAUUGUCGGAGUCGGAGAUUUGGAUUUGCCUUCAACUCUUCCUCAUAUGCAAGAAUAAUGUAAAAGAAAAAAACACACACAUUGACAAUAAAUGGUUAUCUUUUUAAUUAUAUUGAAUUUCUAAUUUAUUUAAAAGGGGGCAGCAUACAUAAAUUAGUAGGAGAAGUUCACUCAAGUUAGGCAAUAAACUUGUUAGUCAUCAGUAAUCUUUCUGCCUCAUGUAAACCCAGGAAUUUAUUUAUAGAGGACCAUUUCCCAUCAAAGGUCAUAAAAAGGAUUUCCAAUUCCUAUCCAAGUAUAUUAAGUCAAGUUUAUUCCAGUUUAUAUUCAGAUCAGUGCAAAUUACCAUAUGUAAACAAGUUUUAAAAGUAGCUUCAGAUGCAAUUCCUUACAGACCAAUUCAAUCUGGAUUACUAUAAAACACAGCCAAGUUUAGUUGAUUAUAUAAUACCAGAUAGCAAAGUUAUCUAUGGAGAAUUUUGUCAUUUAUGCAAGUGAAGUGUACUAAAAACAUGUUACACAGUCUAAACCUGAAAAUGUGUGUUGCUUUUAAUGCACCCCUGUUCUGUGAUCGGGUUGCAAAUGUCUAGUCACAUUUGGGGUACAAAUAACACCAAAUUUAGGAAUUAAAAGUUUAAUUUUGGCUCACAAUUGUACAUUUAUGGACUUAAUGUUCUUAACUUUGUGAACAAAACAUCUUUUGUAUACAAAUUAUUUUCUUCAGCAUCAAUUUUAGUGUCUUGAACUAAACUUACAGGGUAAAGGAGUUUGAUUUAUACAUUCAAGCUAUGUGAACUUGAACUAACAAGACUCCAACCUGAGUGCAGAUAUUGCUCAUGAGCUGUGCAGAUGAUUUUACCUGUUGAGAUGAACGGGAAGUUGUGAAGUGAUACUUAAUAUAGAAAGGACUAUUAUUGCAAGUUUUAUAAAGUGUCUAGAUAAUCUAAAUUUGUUGGAUGUUGAUUUUUGCUUUGUUUCUGUCCAUACAAGACAUGUUUAUUGAGCCAUGUGUAGCCUGUUUAUACUUUUGAAUCUGUUUUUUGCUCUCAUUGCAUUUUGAGUAUGUAUUGUUAGACAAAUAAGAAUUUAGAGAUAUUGUCAUUAAGUCUAGUUACUGAUGCCUUUUUCCUCUUUGCAGAUGGUCCAUCACUCGUUUUCUGAUUAUUUUUGUCUGACCUGCAGUACCUCCUAUUGAUGUGAGAUGCUUGUUGAGUUUUUUUUUACAGUGCGGUGCGUCUUUUUUGUUGCUGUCGACAUUCCAAUGAGCCGGUAUUAUUUCACUGUAUGAGGACUUGUUGUCUAAAUGGCCACUGUGGUUCCUCCAGCUCCCUCAGGGUUGUUCCGUGAAGCAGUAUGUGCCAUAGAAAAUGCAUAUAAUGUUCCCUGUGCAGUCUGUUUACUUUGCUCAUUGAACUCUUUGUUCAUGUAUUUCCUGCUGCUUUUCACAUAUGAACUUAAAUAAAAACCUAAAACACUUAA
Messenger RNA from Xiphophorus maculatus (southern platyfish), 7619 nucleotides. Its product is annotated as proline-rich transmembrane protein 3. NCBI's taxonomy places the organism in Eukaryota, Metazoa, Chordata, Actinopteri, Cyprinodontiformes, Poeciliidae. The record is from RefSeq and is a predicted model, not a curated record. The coding region runs from base 481 to 3495 and encodes 1004 amino acids. The transcript is spliced from 4 exons.